UUUUAUGUGCACUGUCAGACAGCACCCCCACCUCUUGCCCAGUCGACUUCCUCAAAGCCGGCUUCCUCGAAUCCCAUCUUCAUCCACAUAAGACCCUUUGCCUCUAAAAAGCCCGGCUCUCCCAGAACAAGACGAAACCACCGAAGCCAUGGCAGUCCGCGCGCAAUUCGAGAACUCCAACGAAGUUGGCGUCUUUGCAACCCUCACAAACUCAUACUCGCUCGUCGCGCUCGGCGCGAGCGAAAACUUCUACAGCGUCUUCGAGGCCGAGCUCCAGGAUGUCAUCCCCAUCUGCAGAACCAGCAUUGCGGGCAUGAGGAUAGUGGGACGGUUAACAGCAGGCAACCGCAAGGGCCUGCUAGUACCGACCAGCACGACGGACCAGGAGCUGCAGCACCUGCGCAACAGCCUGCCCGACGAGGUCAAGAUCCAGCGCAUCGAGGAGCGGCUGUCGGCGCUCGGCAACGUCAUCGCCACCAACGACCAUAUCGCCCUCGUCCACCCGGAUCUGGAGCGCGAGACGGAGGAGAUCAUCGCCGACGUGCUCGGCGUCGAGGUGUUCCGACAGACGGUGGCCGACAACGUGCUCGUGGGCUCCUACAUGGCCCUCUCCAACCACGGCGGCCUCGUGCACCCAAAGACGAGCAUCCAGGACCAGGACGAGCUCUCGAGCCUGCUGCAGGUGCCCCUGGUCGCCGGCUCCAUCAACCGCGGCAGCAACGUCGUCGGCGCCGGCAUGGUCGUCAACGACUGGAUGGCCGUCACGGGGCUCGACACCACCGCCACCGAGCUGAGCGUCGUCGAGAGCGUCUUCCGCCUGGGCGAGGGCCUGGGCCCGAGCAAUAUCAACACCAACAUGAAGGACACCAUGGUCGAGUCCUUCUACUGAGCUUUACUGAGCUUUACUUUCUUGUUUGGGAGGAGGUUGUUUGCUGUUUUUCUCUCUUUCUCUCUGUCUCUCCCCUGGACUCGGCAAGAGUUCUGGAGUGGGGUUGAGAUAACACGAGCGGGAUGGACGGGCUGGCUUGUCGGUCGGUCAGCCUCAUUGCGGCAGACCAGGUGCUUUUUUUUUUUUUUUUUUGGCCAGGAGGCUUGGAGAGGAGUGUGGUUGGAUGGCUCUACCUCUUUUGCUACUCGCCAAGACGGGGAGUUGUUGGUGCUGGGGUGCCAACCGCCUUCUGUGCCUCCGGAGAGGAGUGCGCGCGACAUGGUAUAACGAUACCCCCUUUGAUAGUCAAACUCAAAAAGGGCUCCCACGCAAACCGCCGCGUCCAGCCGCAGCCAGGUUGGCCAAGGUUGGGUGGGGGACCAAUCUGCGUCGAGUCGACGCUCUGCGAGGUUUUAACCACUCGCAUUGUUUUUUUCUGUGUUGCCAAUACAGUUUAUCGGCGCUGAAAGAUACUUUGUUCAACUUGAAAAAAACAAACCGAAUUUGCGUGUCGACUUUCGAACUACACUCGUGCAAGCACAAGCGAAAAAUGAGCAAGACAAACAAGAAGGCAGAAACGCCGUGGUGUAGCGACGCAAUUCCUAGCAGAUUGAAGUGCCCUUCUCUUCUUUCAAAAAAAGAAAAUACACAAAAAGUCGCGAGGUAGUUGGUAAAUAAUAGUGUAAAUAAGGAAAAGAAAAUGCUAGCAGCGGAAAUAAUAAUAAACAAUACAUUGUGUAACGAAUGGC
Messenger RNA from Gaeumannomyces tritici R3-111a-1, 1677 nucleotides. RefSeq names its product eukaryotic translation initiation factor 6. The coding region runs from base 149 to 889 and encodes 246 amino acids. NCBI's taxonomy places the organism in Eukaryota, Fungi, Ascomycota, Sordariomycetes, Magnaporthales, Magnaporthaceae. Gene Ontology annotation, biological process: assembly of large subunit precursor of preribosome; maturation of LSU-rRNA; maturation of 5.8S rRNA. The record is from RefSeq and is a predicted model, not a curated record. Gene Ontology annotation, cellular component: preribosome, large subunit precursor; nucleolus; cytosol. The transcript has 3 exons. Gene Ontology annotation, molecular function: ribosomal large subunit binding.